Messenger RNA from Sebastes umbrosus (honeycomb rockfish), 2133 nucleotides. RefSeq names its product lysine-rich nucleolar protein 1 (gene knop1). The transcript is spliced from 7 exons. NCBI's taxonomy places the organism in Eukaryota, Metazoa, Chordata, Actinopteri, Perciformes, Sebastidae. The record is from RefSeq and is a predicted model, not a curated record.
UCUGUACAACAGCUGUUCACAUGCACGCGCUCGUUCGCAUGGCUCGUCCCAAACCGGAAAGAGGUGAAACUACUUCCGGGUGAAGAGAGUAAACUGUGUCCACGUGAAUUACCAAACAGAGUACAGAACUGAAUCCGAUGAGGACGUGAUCUUUGUGUGAGCAUACAUCCAAAGAGAUCACCGUUGACCAGGUGAAGCGACUGGACCUGCAAAGAGACAUUGAUCAACAGUCCCUGCCCAGACAGCUAACCAAACCCUCGGGGUCCGUUGCUGUGGAGAGGCCAGUGGAAAUGGUGACAAUGAAGAUGGAGGGAGAGAAGAGUGAGGAGAAUUUUGUAAAGAAGAAGAAGAAACGCACAAAAGAACAAGCGCCUCUGCCUGAAAAUAAUACCUUUGAUGAUGGGAGCCUAGCAGAGGUGAAAAAAGAAAAGAAGAAAGCUAAAAAAGCUGAUGUAAUAGUUAUACAUGUAGAUGAGGAGUCUUGUGAUGAAAAAGAAGAGAAGAAGAAAAAGAAGAAGAGGAAAAUUCUCACUGAAUCUCUGAAUGAUGACAGUGGUUCUGAUGUCAAGAAUGGAAAUGACAAAGAAGGCAGCAAGAAGAAGAAGAAGAAGCAGCUGGAAACUGCACAGUUCAGUUCAGUAAAAGAAGAAGAAGGAGUGCAAAAGAAACAGAGGAAGGAGAAGAAAGUAAAAGAUAAGUCUGUACAAAUUAUACCAGAAAAUGUAAAGAAAGAGGAGGAAGAAGAACAGCAAGCUGGAAAGGAUAAAUUGCCAAAGAAAGCCAAGAAGAGUAAAAACAUUUCUGUUGUAAACACAGAGGAGAGUGAGAAGCAAGUUAAGGAAAAGAAGAAAAAGAAAACUACUGAUGAGGACGCAACUGAAGCUGUGGAUGGAAAAAGUGUAACAAAAAAGAAAAAUACAGCUAAAAUGAAAGUGGGUGAGAAUGGAGUGAAGUUAGAAACAGCAGAGGUAGAGGUUGAAGAGGUAAAGGUGAAAAAGAAGAAGAAAAAGGCAACCAAAGAAGAUGGAAAUGAAUUAGGAAUGCCUCAGAUUAAAGUUAACAACAAAAAGAGCAAAAAUGUGGAGGAAGACGACAUGCCCAACAAGAAGAAAGACAAAUCCACAGAGAGCGAGAUUGUUAUCGUAGACGAAGGGGAGACGGAGCGUAAGAAAAAAGGAAAAAAAGAAAAGGGUAGAAAAGCUUCUGUCGAGGUCGGCAAAGUAGAAGAGACGGAGAAGCCAAAGAAGAAGAAAAGGAAAAAGGGAAACUCAAAGGGAGAGGAAGAAGAACCAUUAGUACUGAAAUGUGAAGACGUUGAGGAGCAAAGUAGUGAAACUGUCGUCACGGUAACUGGGGACACGACAGGCAAGAAGAGCAAAAGGAAGAGGAGCUCCACUAAUGACGAAACGCAGGUGGAGGCUGUGAGUUUUGGAACUGGUGCGAAAAAGAAGAAGAAGAAGAUUAAAGAAGAGGUGGAAGACCAACAUUUUUUACAUCGACAGUGAACCUUGUUUGUGUUUCAGGAGAAACCUGGAAACGCUGAUGAGGUCAAUAUCAACCAGGAAAGAAGACAGGCUUUACAAAUGGAUGUCGACAAGGCUUCUCAGCCUCUAAAGCCAGACAAACCCACGGGUCUCGGCCAGUGGAACACCGCCCAGUUCGACAGCUCCGAAAAGCAGCAGAAGUUCCUCCGGUUGAUGGGCGGCUUCAAGAAGGGUUCCCAGCUGGCUGCUGGGAGCAGCGGAGGAGCAAAUAUGGCACUCGGGAAGGACGCUCAGCAGCAGUUGCAGCAAGGGCUUCUGGGAGAGUUUGAACGUGCUCAAUCGCGCAGAAUGGACUUCAGUAACAGGGGGUCAGGACUUGGGUUCACUGCACCAUCCAAUAAGAAGUUCGCCAUCGACAUCAAUUCAUGUCGAUCAGUUCGCUUUGAUGAUUGAUCCGUGUGUGUGUGUAUAAGGGUAAUCUUUAAGAGAUGUGUGUGUAGAUUCGCACACUUGACUGUUUGAAAUCUACAUCCGUCUCACAACAGACUACUAUUUUAGCUUGUAUAUAAAUGACUGAGACCGAACACACAACACAACGUGCCAUUUGUACAUACUGUAUAUUAAACCUCCUCCUGCUUGAGGAACUGUU